GAGAGAACCCAAGUUACACACACUUGAUCAACUAUCUAAGGGUGUGAAACACACAGCAUUGAGACUGUGAGAUCGAGCUAUAGUGACAGCCAUGGCAAUCAUCAGUAGCAAAGCUUGCCGUUGUUUGCUACUCGUCUCCUUUGCCUUGCUCCCACUCAGCAUGGCCAUGGAUCCCCUUGGCAGCUACUGCUCCGGGAACAGCUUGGCCGGCAGCAGCAAGGCCGUGGCCAGCAUCAACUCCGUCCUCACCGACCUCGUCACCAAGGGCUCCACCGGUGUCGGCUUCGCCACGUCCACCGCCGGGAAAGGCAACAACGUCAUCUACGGUCUCGUGCAAUGCCGCGGCGACGUCUCCACCAGCGACUGCCAGGCCUGCCUCGCCUCCGCCGCCAACCAGAUCCUCACCAGCUGCAACUACCAAUCCGACUCCAGAAUAUGGUAUGACUACUGCUUCAUGCGGUUCGAGAACGAGAAUUUCUUCGGGCAGGCUGACACGGACAACGGGGUGAUCAUGGAGAACGUGCAGGCGAUGGACAACGCCAAGGCAUUCCAGAAGGCGGUGGGGAAGGUGAUGAGCAAGGCGACGGCACAGGUGUCACAGGCGGGAAGCGGCGGGCUGGGAAGGGUGAAGGACCAAUACACGCCAUUCAUCAAUAUCUACGGGUUCGCACAGUGCACGCGGGACCUAUCGCCGCUGACAUGUGCACAAUGCCUAUCAACGGCGGUGUCCAGGUUCGACCAAUAUUGCGGCGCGCAACAGGGAUGCCGGAUACUCUACAGUAGCUGCAUGGUGCGCUACGAAAUUUACCCCUUCUAUUUUCCGCUCGCCACCAGUAGCACCGCCACUACCGACAUGACAAAGUAUACCAAGACCAUCGUGCACCACUAAGAACUACCUACACAUACAUGGUGAUGUGCAUGCAUGCUUGUACGCAUACACAUCACAUACUAAAGUAUAAACUAUAGUACAAUGUGUGUGGAGACGUUUGAUUAGCAUGCGGUUCAUGAAUAAUAUAAGGCUAUAAAGUGUAGCCUUAUUAGCAUACUAUAACCGGGAAUAAAAUGUGUACUAGCAAAGCAAUGUACACACGUUUGUGUGGAGCAGUAAUAUUAUCGAAGUGUUAAACUUAUAUAUUAUGUGCUACUGAAAAUUGAUCUUCAA
This is a messenger RNA of Oryza sativa Japonica Group (Japanese rice), 1162 nucleotides long. Its product is annotated as cysteine-rich repeat secretory protein 55. NCBI's taxonomy places the organism in Eukaryota, Viridiplantae, Streptophyta, Magnoliopsida, Poales, Poaceae. The record is from RefSeq and is a predicted model, not a curated record.